GUAGCCUACUGCAGAGAGAGAACUGCAUCGAAAAAACACACCGGAAGACAUUAACUACCUCAGUUAUACAGUGUGAUAGCAGCAAAUUCAGAUUCGUAAGACACAAGCAACUCGCCUGGUGCAAUGGCUAACAAUCAGUGCCAUCCACUUUUCCUCUCUCAAACAAAGCCGGACCAAUGAACACCACAGCCAGUGAGCGUAUCUUUCUGUGGUGACCGCAGAGUCCAGGGCUUUCCCCUUUUGCAUCUCCAGAUCCACCACUCUGCUUCACUCUGCUCUGCUCCCAAACCACUCCACCAGCUUACAUCCAUCCCCCUCUGCCCCCCUGUACUUCCACCCCUGAACCUCCAUCAGAGAUAAAAUGGAUGACAGCUACGAUAACAGGACUUCCUUAGUGAAGGGGGCCAAGGACAUCGCCAAGGAGGCCAAGCGGCACGCCGUGAAAAAGGUCAACAAGGUCGUGGACAGCGCCACAGACGAGUACUCCCAGCGCAAAUACAGCCGUUUUGAGGACGAGGUAGACGAGGGCGACGACUUUUACCAUAAUCCCCAGAGGCAGGACGGAGGCUACAAUGACAACGACCAGGCCAGUGAUGCCAGCGAUGCCACAGAGGGCCAUGAUGACGAAGAUGAGAUUUACGAGGGGGAGUACCAGGGGAUCCCAGCGGCUGGAGACAGGCGGGCCAGGGAGGGGCAAGUGGCUCUGGGGCAGCCCGUCACAGACAGCCUGAGAGAACGUAAGGAGCUGGAGAAGGAGAGGCAGGCGGAUGAGGAAGAACUGGCCCAGCAGUAUGAGCUGAUCAUCCAGGAGUGUGGCCACGGCAGGUUCCAGUGGCAGCUGUUCCUGGUGCUGGGCCUGGCCCUCAUGUCGGAUGGGGUGGAGGUGUUCGUGGUGGGGUUUGUUCUACCCAGCGCCGAGACGGACAUGUGUGCUCUGGGUGGCUCCAACUCCAGAUCUGGAUGGCUAGGCAGUAUUGUGUACCUGGGGAUGAUGGUGGGGGCGUUUUUCUGGGGGGGCAUGUCAGACAAGGUGGGCCGCAGACAGUGUCUGCUCAUCUGCAUGUGUGUGAACGGCUUCUUCGCCUUCCUGUCCUCCUUCGUUCAGGGCUACGGCAUGUUCCUGCUCUGCCGCGUGAUCGCAGGCUUUGGAACAGGGGGGGUUGUGCCUAUAGUCUUCUCCUUUUUUGCGGAGGUGCUGUCCAGAGAGAAGAGAGGGGAGCACCUGAGCUGGCUGUGCAUGUUCUGGAUGAUUGGAGAGAUCUAUGCUUCAGCCAUGGCCUGGGCCAUUAUACCACACUACGGCUGGAGUUUCAGUAUGGGUUCGGCCUACCAGUUCCAUAGUUGGAGGGUGUUUGUGGUGGUCUGCGCCCUGCCCUGCGUCUGUGCUGUGGUGGCUCUCACCUUUAUGCCUGAGAGCCCCAGGUUUUACCUGGAGGUGGGGAAGCAUGAUGAGGCUUGGAUGAUCCUCAAGCAGAUCCAUGACACCAACAUGCGAGCGCGUGGGCAGCCGGAAAAAGUCUUCACCGUGAACAGAAUCAAGAUCCCCAAGCAUCUGGAUGAGCUGGUGGAGAUGAAGUCAGAGUCUGGGAACGCAGUCUCCAAGGUCCUCUUCAGGUCAAAGACAGAGCUACGUGGGAUCUUGGUUAACUUUAUUAAGUGUUUUGACUACCCUCUGAAAGAAAACACUAUCAAGCUGGCUAUUGUGUGGUUUACACUAUCAUUUGGGUACUACGGCCUGUCUGUGUGGUUCCCUGACGUCAUCAAGCAUCUUCAGGCAGACGACUAUGCCUCCAAGGUGAAGACCCACAGCAACGAACGCAUCGAGGACUUCACCUUCAACUUCACCCUGGAGAACCAGAUCCACACCAACGGGGUCUUCAUCAGCGACAGAUUUGUUAAUAUGAAGUUGAAGUCCGUCACCUUCAUUGACUCCACCUUCCGUAACUGCUACUUUGACGACGUGACGUCGGUGGGAUCCUACUUCCGGAACUGUACCUUCAUCGAGGCAUUCUUCUACAACACUGACAUCGAUGACUCAAAACUGAUAGACGGCACAGAGGUGAUCAACAGCUCGUUCCACCACAACAAGACGGGCUGUCAGAUGACGUUUGACGACGACUACAGCGCCUACUGGGUCUACUUUAUCAACUUCCUGGGAACUCUAGCUGUUCUACCCGGCAACAUUGUUUCUGCACUGCUCAUGGAUAAGAUUGGACGCCUUUCGAUGUUAGGUGGCUCCAUGGUUCUGUCAGGGAUCAGUUGUUUCUUCCUGUGGUUCGGCACCAGUGAGUCGAUGAUGAUCUUCAUGCUGUGCCUUUACAACGGCCUGAGCAUAUCAGCCUGGAACUCACUGGACGUGGUCACCACAGAGUCCUUCCCUACAGACAGGAGAGGGACAGGUUUUGGGUUCUGUAAUGCUCUGUGUAAGUUAGCUGCCGUGUUGGGGAACAUGAUCUUUGGGUCGCUGGUUGGCAUCACCAAGGCCAUCCCCAUCCUCCUGGCCUCAUCUGUGCUGGUGUGUGGAGGUCUGGUGGGGCUCCGGCUGCCUGAUACUCGGGCCAACGUCCUCAUGUAGCCCCAGGAAGGACCACCUCAUCUGGGGAAGACCUGGGCCAAACCUGGGGACGGCAUGGGAAACAAGGAGCAGAAUGGUGCAAAGGGUUUAGUUCAAAUGUUUCCUUAUGGAUUUUGAUAUUUGAUUUCUUUAUUGCCCCUUCUGGUCUCACAGGGAGUUCAAUUGCAUAACCCCCCCAUCCCAUAUCUCUUUGAAACAGUAUACUUUUACUUUGUCAAUGUAUUUAUGUACAGGACCCAAGUACCAGACCUUCUGGAUACAUCCCUGGGGUCGAGCGAGAACUCCUAUUUCUUAGUGAAUGUAUUGUUUGGGAAUGUCACAACACCCCUCUAAGAUUAAAUCAAUAUUUUAAUGUUAUUUUAUCAUGAUAUAAUCAUAACAGUUAGUGGAUAUUUUAGUUAAGCUUGUGGCUCAUUGGCUAUCUAUAUGACUUAUUGCCUGUGGAUUAUGUCCAUCCAUACCAUCAUAGUAUUAGCUGUGAAGGAAACCCUGGGGGUCCUGUAGUCUGUUCUAUAGUUGGUUGAUGUGAAGUCUAGAUCAGUGGUGUAUGUGUGAGGAAAUAUCAGUGUCAAUGGCUGUCGGCUAUGAGUUGGCUGGUGGAAUCAGCACUGGGUUAGUGCUAUGAGAGUUGUGUAGAUAUCAGUAGUGCCUGUUGCGUUGUACUGUAUGAGCACAGUUUGUCUGGAGCCAUUGCAGGGACAGGGUUAGUGAGUGCUGUAAAUAUCAAUGUGUUUUUAUUAGGCCAAAACAGAUGGAGGAGAGAGGGAAAAACAAGCUGUAAUGAGCACAGCCAGCCUGCUGUGGGAGAGAAGGGGGAAUAGAUGAUCAGAAAGACUGGAGAGAUCACACAGCUGCAACACAGGUGGCCUGGACAGAGAGACAGACAGACUGGCAGGGAGGCAGAACCAGAGAGAGAACAAGUGUAUUUCUGGGCUACCGUGAAGAGUAUAGAUGGAUCUUUGUCAGGCUUGACGUGUUCUCCUGUCUUUUCACCUGAUGUUUGUACUGUAUGUACCCUGCACUUGUUAUGUCUGCUGGAUAUGUGCACAUACCCUGAACCGUCAACCAUCUAGAGUCAUGGUGAUGGACAGGAUUUAACCUGCAGGAGCUGGUUUGAAGCCUAGCUUCUCACAGAUAACAUCAGAAACUAUUAUAGCAUGUUCGUUUAUUAGUUUACGCUGACAGAUGCAUAACGAGGUUUUUAUCAGUGUUCUGCCCCACACUAUCACAUUCACAUAUAGACACUCAGAUCUCCAAGCCCUUUGCACAAGUUCUCUACCCAAGAAUAAAAAGGCCAUAUUUAAUAACUUGAAUUAUUGUUAUUUUAAGUGUACAUACUAAAUCUAUCAAUAUGUCUUAAGAUAUUUACAUUAUUUGCAGGUAUGUAUCUGCACCUAUUCUAAACUUUUUGUUGGGGAAAAUGUAAGAAUCCCUUUUUUUUCUGCAAAAAAUAUUGUUCUCUCCUCCUAUAUGUUGUAUUGUAUGCAGGCUCGCAGAAAGGGCUUUGUUAAUGUUCAGCCUUUUGAUUUGGCGUUUCUGUUUAACGUCGCUUGUGGCAUUGAAUUUAUAUAGACAUGUCAUGCUGCUUCCUAUUCAAGAUACUGAAGGGCCUUUUUUUAAAUGUGCCUCUCCUUCGCUGGAGCGUUCUCCGCAUAGAAGGGUACAGGAGGUAAACAGGAAGUGAACUGUGUGUGUGGUGUGUGAUGUCCCUUCUCACCACAGUCAGCAUUUUUAAGUACAUCAUUACAUUGGUGUGACCGUGACAGACGUGUGAAGGUACAACAUCCAUCCUAUCCGUUUCAUAUGUUUAAAAAAAGAUGCCCUCCCCUUUUGAGAUGAAGUUGGAAGAUGAUCUCAUUUAAACUGAAUUGGGGAGAUCAACUACCAUUUUAGAAAAACUGAGAGCAAUAAGCUAUUUAUUAACUACUUGCAUAAGAGUGAGUGUAACUGCUUGCAUAUUUUAAGCAAUUUUUUUAAGUUUUACAACUUUUUGAGUAAACAAUUUCAGUGCUUGUUAUAAAUUUAAAAAAAUGAAACACCAUACUGAUAAUUUGGAAGACAUUUUAGAAUCAGUAACAAAAUCUUAUAUUUUUUGGAAGGCUUUUAGCCAUAUAUACAAACUGUGUACACAAUGAACAUGAUUCAAUACAAAGUUAAGUUACAAAUCUUACACUUUAUAAUGGAAUUUCAUUAGUGCUAAUGUUCCCCUGUCUAAAAUGUCACCCAAAUUUGGCAAAUGCAUCUGAUGUUUACAAGCAAUCCUGUAGAAAUCUGUUGUUAUUACUGUAAACAGUAUGAUCUCCAGGUCUACAUACUGUAGCUCUAUAGUGUUUUCAUAUCCAAUUCACAGGUCUACAUCUCUACAUGGCUCUAUAGUGUUUUCUGUGGUUUACUGCCGGUGUAGCACGCCUGUUUCUGUGUGUGUCGUUUCUGUGAGUAUAUCGUAGUUUUAGUAGUCCACUGUAUCAAAACUGCUGUCUGCUUGCCCCCUCCUCAUAUCUAAAGAAAAGGGCAGGCUUCCAAUAAUGGGUACAUGUAGGUGUGUGCGCUUGUGUUGUUUGCUUUACAUCGUCUUGGAUACAGGAAAGUCUGUUUUCUGAUUGUUUGUGUCUUGGUAUGCAUUACAAAUUAGCAACAACUGAAUUUUUGAUGACUUCAUGAUUUUAAAGUGAUGACAUUAUCAACAAAACUUGAGUAUUUAUAGUAGUAGCAGUGACAUGGCAAAGCCAUUCUGAUUAGGCUGAUGUCAAACCAAAGCUACUGACUACUGUUACCACCUCAGCAGUGAUAUGCAUUCAAUAAGGUACCAGUUGUUUAUGAACAAGAAUUGCAGCUAUAUGAUGGUACUGGAUGUGUUUAAACCUUGCCUCUUAACCUAAUUGUGACAGCAUUGACUAUGGUAUCUUACAAAAGAUAAAUAAGUAUCUCUUUCUUUUGUUUUCUGGGGGGAGGUUAUUGUAUGAGUGUGUGUUUGCUUGCGUGUGUGUAUGUGUGUGUGUAAAUAUUGUACAUAAUCAAUGCUGUAAUUUGUGGACUUCUGAGUUCAUUCUGUAUGCUUUUUGAUUGAGUGAUGCAUCUCCAGCUUUGUUCAAGCGAUAACUCCAUGUUGUACAUCUGUGUCUCCUCGACUACUGUGUAUAUAAACUUGCAUGCGUGUAUGAAAACUUCUUCUUUUGUGUUCUUACUAUAAUCUUCUACCAGAAGAAAAUAAAAUCUUUUUUUUUUAGAAAAAAGUGAAUGUAUCACUCUAGUUAGUUUUUGUUUGGCCAUUUUGUUGAAGUGAACAAGGUGUGUACUCAGAUUAAUAUAGAUGUGUAUAUUAUUGUGAAAAGAAUGCCAAUCGUGGGAUGACUGUACGUACAGAGGUCUAUAAACAUGAAGCUGUGUAGAGAAAUAUUUGCCAAAUGAUGCCCUGCGAAUAUUGUUUUAAUUAAAGGGGAAUGACAGGAAUAGCAGACAGUGCUGUUUAUGAGCGUCACGUAUAUGAAAUAAAGAAUGAUGUUCUCUAGCAAAUUAAAUCAUGUGUUCCUCUGCAUAUAAAGCUACACAACAUUGAGUACAUUGCAGCUUACAUAGAUAGGUCUACUGCAGGUAAUUUUGGAGACAAUAUUAUGUCAGAGUGCAUGCACACUGGAGCGCAUUGGCCCAAAAAUACUACACCUCAAUAAUAAUAAUAAUAGCAUUGUUUAGUUCUGCGCUCUCACAAUCACAACUCAAAAAGAUUUAAUCGUAUGAGUUACUGUGCCUUCAAUGUUUGCAAAUCAGAUAUCAAUUGUUGUUGGGAAUAAAGAAGGUCCAUUUUCAAUUAGUAUUGUUGGGUUCUGAGAAUAUGAAAUAUACUUAUUCAUGUCACUGAGGGAGAGAGGGUAAUGUAUAACAUUUACAUUAUGUCAGGAUAUGUUAUUGUUAGCCAUCAGGGAUCCUAUGGGAGAAGAGACAGUCUGGUACCAGACACCAUGACAGACGUUAGUUGAGCAGGGAAGCGAUCACAUGUGGCAGGCAUUGAUAAGGGGAGAGAUCUUUGGAUUAGACUUCAAGGGGGUUGAGGUCAUGUCAGGUCACCUUAAGGGAGAAGGAAGGGUUUAUUACCCCAUCACUUUGUCUUCCUAUCGAACCAUAAAAUAUGUAAGGGUUGGAGAGAAGGAGGAGUGCAUCUAAAUUGGACUAUAUAUACACUUGGGUUGGUGGAAACAUGUUUUGUCUGAUGCAGCUGUAUUGAUCCUCUGGGAGAAUAAACUUGGUUAAGCUUU
This is a messenger RNA of Salmo salar (Atlantic salmon), 6825 nucleotides long. Its product is annotated as synaptic vesicle glycoprotein 2C. Gene Ontology annotation, molecular function: transmembrane transporter activity. Gene Ontology annotation, biological process: chemical synaptic transmission; transmembrane transport. The record is from RefSeq and is a predicted model, not a curated record. NCBI's taxonomy places the organism in Eukaryota, Metazoa, Chordata, Actinopteri, Salmoniformes, Salmonidae. Gene Ontology annotation, cellular component: synaptic vesicle membrane.